Messenger RNA from Exserohilum turcica Et28A, 2310 nucleotides. RefSeq lists its product as uncharacterized. Bases 1 to 2310 code for a protein of 769 amino acids. The record is from RefSeq and is a predicted model, not a curated record. The transcript has 4 exons. Gene Ontology annotation, molecular function: FAD binding; oxidoreductase activity. NCBI's taxonomy places the organism in Eukaryota, Fungi, Ascomycota, Dothideomycetes, Pleosporales, Pleosporaceae.
AUGCUUUUCUCGGGUAUUCCCACGGCUGUGCUGGCGCUGGCUGGUGUGGUCCAGUCUGCUGUGCUGCAGCCCCGCGACCUUCUCCAGGAUUUGCAGGAUCAAGCGAUUGCGGCGUUGAAAGAGGCGGAGACCAAUGGAACCGUUGGGAAGAGGGGGAGCUGCUCCGUCUUCAAUGCCCCUGUGAGGAGAAACUGGGACCACAUGAGUGCGAAAGAGCGCAAAGAAUACAUCAGAGCUGUAAAAUGCUUGCAGUCUUUGCCUGCAAAGUCCGACCCAGCAUUGGUACCUGGCGCCAAAACCCGAUACGAUGACUUUGUCGGACAGCACAUCAACCAGACACUGUCGAUUCAUGGCACUGGCAACUUCUUGGCCUGGCACAGGUACUAUACAUUUGCCUAUGAGAAGACGCUGAGGCAAGAGUGCGGCUACAAGGGUUACCAGCCUUACUGGAACUGGCUCAGUUACCAGGACGAUGUGACAAAGUCUCCUGUGUUUGAUGGCUCCGCUACCAGCAUGGGCGGCGAUGGCUCUUAUGUCAAGCACAACGGAAGUGUUGCUGGCGGUGGCAACAUUGCUCUGCCUUCGGGUAAGGGUGGAGGAUGCAUAAAGAGUGGACCAUUCAAGGAUCUCCAAAUCAACCUCGGUCCCGUGAGUCCAGCAAUGGAUGGAGAAACUAAAACCCCAUCGCCACUUGCCUACAACCCCCGCUGUGCAAAGCGAGAUAUCACCUCCUACUCUGCGCAAACCUGGCUGACCGCACAAAACAUGUAUAACAUUACCAUUGGCCCUGCAUCCAAGAACAUUGGCACUUUCCAGGACGAGCUCCAAGGUCGCUUUACCCAGGGCUUCUUGGGCAUGCACGCCGCUGGUCACUAUGUCAUUGGUGGAGACGGUGGCGACUUUUACAGCAGUCCCAACGACCCUGUCUUCUUUCUGCACCAUGCCAUGGUCGACCGCGUGUGGUGGAUCUGGCAGGCUCUGCACCUCAACCAAGCGAGCUCUGUUGCCGGCAACGUCGCGGCGUUCAACCCUGGAAGCGCAAAGACUACCAUAAAGGAUCUUGUUCAGAUGAACUGGCUUAAUGUGGAUGACAAGACGCUCGAGGAGCUGAUGAGUACGUUGAGCGGAGAGCCAAUGUGCUAUAUCUACUUUGCAAUGACAAAACCAAUUUCCAUCGUGGGAGCAGGCAUUGCGGGCUUGACGCUUGGCCGCAGUCUUCUCCGCCGCGGUAUUCCUGCAAUCCUGUACGAAAAAGCCGCGUCAAAGCCCCGAUUCAACUACGGCAUCACUCUCCACGCGACCACAUACAGGCCGCUUCUCAAGAUCCUCGACAUCGACGAGGACGUCUUCAAGAGCCGGGUAGCUGUUGAUGUUGAGAGCGGCGGCUCCGGAAAGAUCGGACCAAGCGUUGAGCUUCCGAGUCAUGAUGGCCUGUAUGACACACAGUCCUCGUUUCGCGCCAACAGAAGCAAGCUAGAGCAAUUGCUGGGUGAAGGUCUCGACAUUCGAUGGCAAAAUACGCUACAGAGCAUUGAUUCCUCUCCGCAAGGGACCAAGCUGCGGUUCCUGAACGGCAAGACAUGCGCUGCAGACAUCAUCAUCGCCGCCGAUGGCGUGCAUUCUAGCGUUCGGAAAACGGUGUUGCCGUCAGCGCAGAUAAAGGUUCUCCCAUACAUUGCAUUCAAUGGAAAGAGAAAAAUCAAUCGCAAGGCUUUCGAGGCAGUCUACGGGCCCGCAAUGACAGAAAGCGCAGUCAUUGAAUCGAAGCACAACGGUGUGGUCCUCAACAUUAGCAUCAAUGAGAAGAAACAUGAAGAAGCAAGCAUCAGCUGGAUCUAUUCCCGCGCCGUGCGUGGCGACUCGGAUCCCCUGCAUCGACCAAACCGAUCCAACGAGGAUUCCAAAAAGACGCCCGAAGAACUAUUCCAAGAAGUCCAGGCCCUCAAAGGACUCCAGCCCCCCUUCUCAGACGUUUUUGAUGCGCAGAAGAUGCGCGAGGACAGGAUACUACAUUGGCUCAUGCGAACCGUUUUGCCGUCGUUUUCAGACCUUCAGACUCUGGCCCUUGAAACCAGCGUGUACUUUAUGGGCGAUGCUGUGCGCGCUGAACAAAUUAUUGGUGGCAACGGUGCAAACGCUGCUAUACUCGAUGCCCUGGCGCUCGCGGAGAAGCUUGAUAGCGGUGACGCGAAGACUAUCUCGGAAUGGUACGGCGAACGAUAUCCGGUGUGGACGAAAGGAGUCGAGCAGAGCCAAGAGAGUAUAGACAGGUUGCAUCGGUCAUCGAGGCCGCUUUCUGGGAAUCUCUGA